Molecule: messenger RNA, 730 nt
Organism: Populus euphratica (Euphrates poplar)
Lineage: Eukaryota; Viridiplantae; Streptophyta; Magnoliopsida; Malpighiales; Salicaceae
Product: MLP-like protein 31
Exons: 2
Coding region: 83-547 (154 amino acids)
Biological process (GO): defense response
Source: RefSeq, a predicted model, not a curated record
AUUUUCUCAACCUUCACCCAAUACAUCUCUUCUCUAGUUUGAUAGCUGCUUUAAAAUUUUCCCCAUUAAUUUGCUGCUGAAAAUGUCUCUCUGUGAUAGGAUAGAGGUUGAUGUAGAAACUAACGUUCGUGCUGAAAAGUUUCAUGAGCUUUUCAGUAGCAGUACUCUACCCCAGGUAUCUUGCAUGAGUCCUGCUAAGAUACAAGCUGUUCACCUCCUUAAAGGAGAAUGGGGGAAACCUGGCAGCACAAUCUCUUGGAAUUUUUGUAUGGAUGGAGCCCCUAUGGUCGCCAAGGAGGUGAUAGAAGACAUAGAUAACACAGAACUAUCGACCACCUUCAAAGUGAUUGAAGGAGAUUUAAUGGAGGCUUAUAAGAGUUUCAAAGUCAUCGUUCAAGCUACUCCAAAAGGUCACGGCAGCGUAGUGCAUUGGACACUGAUAUUUGAGAAGCUGAAUGAAAAUAUUCCAGCUCCAACAGCAUUUCUGGACAAAACAGUCGAUUUCACCAAAGAUAUUAAUGCUCACAUGACCCAGGCAAAGGCGUGAUUACAAUAUCUAUUCUCUGCUCUAUAUAUUACUAAUAUAAUAAGUCUGAGUGUUUAUCCUUCUGCAUUCACCACCAGCUUGUUUAUGCACAGGCUCACCAAAUCUAUGUGCGUGUGGGUCUCCGGCUUGACAAUCUGAUGUUGUAUUAUUAAUUAAGGGAUAUCUUGUUGCCAAUGUCUAAGG